GUCCCUCAGAACGAAUGGUGGUUCCUUCUUUCUCUGGAAAUACCGGCGACAGCGGUGAUGACAUCGGGACGACGGCCAGGUCUUAUUUGAGGCAAGUCGCAGCAUGGAGGCGAAUGACCCGCCUCGGGGAAGAACAACAAGGCCUCACCUUGUACCAGCAUCUGAAGGACAAGGCCUGGAUUGAUGCAGAAAGAUUGGACAUGGACCAGCUGGCUUCACGCAACGGUGUGGACUAUCUGGUCGAGUGGGUGAGAGAAAGGUACCUUGACGUUCAAGUCACGCAGGUGGGCCGAAGUUUGUCAGGAUUCUUCAGGAGUCUUCGCCGCAAAGCAAACCAGACGGUGCGGGACUACAUGGCAGACUUCGAUAGAGCUCACUCAAGGCUGCUCGAAGUCGGUUGUUGCCUCCCCGACGUGGCGGCAGCCUGGGUGUUCGUGGACCGUAUGGGCUUGGAAGAGCAGGCGGAACUUAAUUUGCUUGCUUCGGUGGGCAAUCAGUAUUCGCUAAAAGCUCUUCAACAAGCUGCCAUUGUUCACGAUCGUGGCCUCAGGAAACCAUGGGAUUCUCAGAGCCGAGUUCCCCGCAAGGAGUGGAGCAACAACAAGAAGCCCUUCUCGGCGAACAUGGCCGACGCCGAGGACCACGACCUCUUCGACAUCGACGAGGCCCCCGAGGACGAUGCCGACGAGGAUGGACCUGUACCUGAAGAAGUCGCUCAGGAUCUAUAUCAAGCUUACAUGACACAUGCUACAGCCAAGCAGAAGUACAGGGAGAGUGCGAAGCUGAGGGGAAGCGAUCCAGAGAGCUUCAAAUCCCUUGCGGCCGAGAAGCUCAAAGCUGCGAAGGCUCGCUCGUUUUGCGCGGGCUGUAAGAGACGUGGGCACUGGCACAAGGCCGCCAUUUGCCCGCUCAACAAAGGAGCCGGCGCUACAGCGACGUCUACCAGCGCCACUCAGAGCCCUUCCUCAGCAGCCUCGCCCAAGGACCCCGUGAGAGCCAACUAUCCAUGCCACGUGGUCCACGUCACCUGGGAGAUUGAGCCUGGCAAGCCUCAAGACUUUUUGGCCAUCACUGAUACUGCGUGUUCAAGGUCGGUGGUGGGCGCCAGUUGGAUCGACUCCUAUAUCGCGGAGACCAGGAGGCAGGGAACAGAACCUCUUUUCAUUUCCUGCAAGGAGGCUUUCAAGUUCGGUGCUUCGAAGGUGUUCAUGGCUGCCUACGGCGUGAUCCUUGGUUUCGAGAUUGGCGGGCAUAAGAUUGCUUUGCGAGUGGCAGUGGUCAACGGCGAAGUCCCGCUUUUGGUGUCGAGGGGAGCCCUUGGCAAGAUGGGGAUGGUGCUUGAUGUGGAGGACAACACGGCUUCCUUCAAGAAGCUAGGAGUGAGGGACAUGGCUCUCUCCUUGACUGAUUCUGGUCACCCCGCUUUUGUCGUGAAGCCAGCAGUUCUGCCCAAGUCUGAUGGCACAAGUUCCAUUUGGGAUGUUCAGGAGAUUCAGAUCUUUCCACACGAGGCGGCAUACAUGGGCGUUCCUGAGGGUCUAGGGUUUCAAGGGCCGGUGGGCGAUGAGCGUGAUGAAGAUGAUCUGUGUUCUUCUAUUUGGAUGGUGAGCUCUCAUGAUGUUCCAGGCCACAACCCUGAUGAGCUGGAUGCCUCACUUGAACGAGAUCCCCGAGGUCCCUCAGGCUCCUUCAACAACAUCUUUUAUCCUAAGAAGAUUGGGAACGCCACGAAGAACCUCCUUCUCGAUGUGACCUUCAACCCCGAAACCUUCGCGUCAUGGUGGUCUACAACAAACAUCUCCAAUGACUUCUGGGUCGAGAAUGAAGACAUGCUUGUACGAGUACAUGUAAUUCCCCGCAGAGCCUUUUUCAGUCCCCUCUACUGGAAAACCACAAACUCUUCCCACAAACAAUCACUGCUGCAGAGUUUGGGAACGGUACGUACAAUCAAUGCCAUUUCGUGUAAGACACACAGAGAGUUUGCGGCUAUUCACGGCACAUGGGACAGCAGUGCAGAUGACUCAGCCUUGCCGAUGCUGUGGGUUGGAAGGACUGUCUUUCGUAGACGCAAGCAGAUGCCCACGAGCACCCCGCGACUUUUGCCUUCGCUCGAUGGCCUCCAGGAGCGACCUUCUCACAGCUCCAGUGGUCACGCGGGCGAAAGUUCUCUCCGAGUUCACGAUUGCCGAGGCUACGGCGCGAAACCUAUGGUUCUCCAGCAGCUGGACCAUGGUCGAGAUCCGCUCGCUCAUCCAAGAGGACAGAAAGAACCCGUCGGGCAACCACCCGGCCGACAGUGGGAUGAGCAAGAUACGGUGGAUCAGCUGAAGGAGAGAGCAAUGGAGUUGGGCUACCACCUCCCGCCGUACGCGACGAAGGGGACGAUCAUGAGGAUCUUGCGCGACCAGAACGGGAUGGGGCCCUCGUCCAUUCUGGGUUUCGGAAGGUUCAAAGGCAAGAUGUUCAGCGAGACCCCCGAGAGCUACCGCACCUGGGCCCUAAAGGAAGUGAACAGCCACGACAACCCCUCCGAGGACCUGGUGAUGUUCGCGAACUGGUGGCAGGGAGAACUGCACCGAUGGCGGGAAACGCCGCUGAGCAGGGCAUCCCCGUCAAGCGCGGCGGGCUACUUGGACCCGGAGGAGAAUGCAACGAUCCCCUACAUCGAGGACGCGAGCUCUACUACGUCAUGGGACAUGGUGACCAAGGAGACGCUCAACAUGACGAGGCCCAAGUCGAAAGCGGCUCCUGCCCAAGCCCCAAGGACGCCACCGCGGAGGAGACCGUUCGAGAAAGAUGGAGCUUUGGCGGCCCACAUGGAGCAGGAUAUCCCUGCCGAAGUGAACGACGAGGAAACCGCUGAGGCAAAGGGCGGCAGCCACGAGGACGAGGAGGUCUACUAUGCAUGCGAGCCCGUCAAGGAGGACGCCUUUGAGUAUUCCUACGGCACGAACAACCAGGAUGGAGACUCCGAGGACUACGACGAAGCUAUCGCCGAGGACGACACCGACGACAUCCUGCUCGACCUCCUCGGGAUCAAUGCGAACGAGACGAUGGUGGUGAUCGGAGGCGACCGCGCGGAUGAUAUAAACUCUGGAGGCAGCGGGGAUGUAUUCCAGCGUGAGACCACCGGAGUGGGCAAUGCCAGUCGAGGACUACGGAGUUCAAGAGAAAAGGAAUGCGAGCAGCUGGCCAAGGCAAAGCUCAACAACCAGGACUUCCUCUACGACGACCUCCUUGAGAUUGUGAAGAACAUCCCCCUCACCAAGGCGAAGAAAGGGAAGGUGCACACAGACCCCCACAAUCUUCCGAACGUUCCCGUGGCCACGGUUUCCUUUGGCAAGUUCGAAGGCGCUGUACAACGAGUCGAUGCUGCAGGCACCGUCCGCUACGGCAAGACGGUGAGCACCAAGGAGCAGGUCUUCACUUUCGACGGCAAGAUCCUCGAUUCAGAGACGAACUCCGAGAACUACGUUUUCCGCUUCGUGGCCUUCCUACUCAACGAGGACAACUACCUGGAGGAGAUCGAGGUUUCAGGAGUGACCAAGACAAUCGAGGCUGCGGACAUGCAGUACUACGCCGCCGAACCCUUCGCCUACGAGUUCGACGAGGGCCAGGACGUUAACACGAACAUGGUGCAGGAGACGGUGGAGGCCUUCGAUCCCGCGGUGAUCUGGGUGCACGGGGACAAAGCGAAUAUCUUCCCCCUUGCCGAGAUUGCAGAGAUUCUUUAUGAGCACGUCGAAAAGGGGAGGCAACUGGCUUUGGAAGCUCCAAGAGAUGAUCCUUGCUGGAACAACAGUGCGAUGAAGGAGUUGUUGUGCCGAUACGAAGACCGAUGUGUGAGAAGAGAUACAGAACCCAACGUUGUCCGCAUCAACGACAUCUUCUAUCACCCGACGCCUACGCCUACAGACCCCUCGCAUCCUGUCCUCGAGCAGUACAUGGCACAACACCUCAACCAGGAGGAGAGGGACGUGGAUGCAGCGAACUCUUCGAGAGGGGCAGCCGCCAUCACGUUCGAGAAGGGCAAGACCAUUGCCCCCGAGGUCAGGAGCUCACUCAAGCGACUCCACCAGAAUCUUGGUCACCCGGGCAAUGUGGACCUGGCAAGGCAUUUACACCUGGCAGGAGCAGACCCCAGUGUCGUUGAGGCCUGCAAACGCCUACGAUGCCAAGUGUGCGAGAGGUCCCAGCGCGGAUCGUCGGCCAAACCGGCUACGCUCCCCAACAUCUUGGAUUUCAACCAGGUGGUGGCGGUGGACGCUUUCUACGUUUACGACACGAACAAGGUGAAGGUGGAGCUGAUGAUCGCCAUUGAUGUGGGAACAGGUUUCAUUUCCGCUGGGCCUUUGCUUGGUCAUUCGACGCCUACAAUGGAAGCUUCCUUUUGCGCCAUUUGGAGCAACACCUUUGGAGCUCCCGGAACUCUUGUCUUGGACCUUGAAUCAGGUCUCCAGUCUGGUUUGGGGCGAUACAGUGAAUGGCACGGCACUCACCUACGGCCUAUAGCGGGGCAAGCGCACUGGCAGAACGGUGCCGUGGAACGGGCGAUCAGAACCUGGAAGGAGAUUUGGGUUCGAUUGGUGGACGAAAAGACGGCCACCUACGACGAGGCCGGGAUGGUGAUCACCGCCGUUAACUCGGCGAUGAACACCCUACGCCGAGACAGUGGAUUCAGCCCGGCCCAGGCCGUGUGGGGCCGCGAGCCGAAGUUACCAGAGGAUCUUCGUUCAGGUCCACAAGAUGAGCACGUCGAGCACAUCAUCAGUCAUGACCGCCAGCGAGCGCGCGAACACACCCUGCGUAUCUCUGCGAAGGAAGCCUACUUCAAGUGCCAGAACGAUGCACGACUACGCCGCAGCUUGUUGCAGAGAUCAAGGGUGGCAGGGCCAGAGUUGGAAGUUGGAGCUCACGUGUUCUUCUACCGCAAGCCCAAGAACAACAAGAACUGGGAGUGGCACGGCCCAGCAGUGGUGAUAGGCAAGGAAGGACCCAACACGUGGGUGUCUUUCACAGGGAGGUGUCAUCUCGUGGCGCCGGAGCACCUUCGAACAGCGAGUGCCGAAGAGCUGGGCGCAGCUUUCGCCCUGCGUGCGACCCAAGAGGACCUACAGCGACUUCUCGAGCAGGACUUUGCCGACGAGAACACCUUCGAGAACGAAGACAUGGAAGUGGAACAAGAUCCAGAGCUUCAACCUGGAGAUGCCGACCCCCAGCAAGAUGAAGGUGGAACUCGUCGCCGCGUCAACCCGACGCAGCCACCACCUGUGACGAAGCGCCACCGUGUGAAGGGACCGCCAAGCGAUGAGGCCAUGCCAGUGGACCACGAGGUUUCAUGA
Molecule: messenger RNA, 5342 nt
Organism: Symbiodinium necroappetens
Lineage: Eukaryota; Dinophyceae; Suessiales; Symbiodiniaceae
Source: the annotation of a GenBank genome assembly